AUGAAAACGAGCAUAACAGGGCUGCCAAGACUGCUUGUGCUGGUGUUGCUUACUGGCUGCGCUGCCCGGGUACCGGCACCGAUCGAGGAACGAGAUCUUGCCGGUGAGGUCAGGCGCGAAACUGAACAGUCCCAAUCUCAGGUCGAGGUCUAUGCCUUGUCAGAUCCUGCUGGGUUACAUCUGUUGGAACAGGCUCGCGUUGCAGAGCAGGCGGGGCAGCUAGAUCGGGCGAUGGUGCUGGUUCGCCAGGCGAUCGAAUUGACGCCGACCGACCCGGAGUAUUGGCAGUAUCUGGCCGAACUCGAGCUCCAGAAUGAGGACUUUCUUGGAGCAAUCGAACACGCCGCAAAGUCGUUUGAACUUGGCCCGCAGAUUGGCCCGCUUUGCCAGCGCAAUUGGCUGACCAAGCAACAUGCACAGAGCGCCCUGGGCGACGUGGCCAGCGCCGCAGCAUCCAGCCAGCAGGCUAAGCGCUUGAUUGGCGUCAGUCGCGAUAUUCUGGGCGAGGAGGGAACCUUUGCGGCGCGCUGGCCAAAUUUCCGCCCCCGCGAUGGUCAACUUGAGCUGGCGGAGGCGAUAGAACAGGCCAUUGUGAGUAACUCACACGUGGUGGCUGAGGCUGCAACCGGGAUUGGCAAGACCUUUGCUUAUCUGGUGCCGGCUAUUUCGGCCGGCCGCAAGACAAUCGUCUCAACCGGUACGCGCAACCUGCAGGAUCAGUUGUUUCACCGCGAUCUGCCGCAUGUGCUGGAUACGCUGGGCAUCAGCCGGGCGUACAAGGUAGCUCUGCUUAAGGGGCGAGCCAACUAUCUGUGUCACUACCGGCUUGAUCAGGCCAGAGGUUCGGCCACCGUGCGCCGCCGUGACGGUCCCCUGCUGGCGCAGCUGGCGCAGUGGAGUGCAGUCGCAAUCAGCGGUGACCUGGCGGAUUUUCCAGGAUUACCCGAAGUAUCCUCGCUACGCCCGCUGAUCACUUCGAGCAGUGAUAAUUGUCUGGGUCAGAACUGCACCUUCUUCGAUGAGUGUUUUGUUGCCAAGGCUCGAGCGAAAGCGCAGAAGGCGGAUUUGGUUGUCGUCAACCAUCAUUUGCUCUUUGCUGACAUGGCCCUUCGACGCGAGGGCUUCGGUGAAAUCCUGCCCGAUGCAGAAAUCGUCAUUGUCGAUGAGGCGCAUAAGUUGCCCGAGACCGCGAGACUGUUUUUUGGUGAACAUAUCAGCACGCGACAACUGUUGGAUUUGGUUAAAGACAGCAAACGUGAAGCGGGCUCGGUCAGCGGCGGCUUCGACCUGAUUCGUCUUGCCCUAGACCAGUUGACCGGAGCCGUCCGCGAUUUUCGUUUGUGUCUGCGCGGUCAGGCGGACCGCGGAGAUUGGGUCGCUCAACGUGGGCGCAGUGAUGUGCUUGAUAGUGGUCAACGAUUGUCGGAAGCACUUGACGACUUGUGCCAGGGCUUGAAGGAACUGGCUGUGCGCAGUGUCCCGUUGGAGCACUGUUGGCGUCGUAGCAAUGCGCUUUACGAGUCGUUGGAGAUGUUGCUGGGUGGCGAGCUGGAAGGCCAUGUAGCCUGGUAUGAGAAAACCGAACGCUCGGUUCAGUUGAACUUGACGCCACUAAGCGUUGCCGAAGAGCUCGAUGCCUUUCGUUUGCAAACCGCGGCCAGCUGGAUAUUUACCUCAGCCACACUUGCCGUUGGUGAUCGCUUCGAACUGUUCGCCGAGGCGGUUGGUUUGGAUGCGCCGCAGGUACAUAAAAUCGCCAGUCCGUUUGACUACGCUAAUCAGGCGCUGAUGUAUUUACCUGCAACAUUGCCCGAGCCAGCCAGUCCGGGCUUUCUGCCGGAGUUGGUUGACGCCGUCUUGCCAGUGAUCGAAGCAUUGCGGGGUCGUACGCUGAUGCUAUUUACUAGCCAUCGGAAUCUGCGUCUGGCUGCGACCCUGCUGGCUGAUUUGACUGAACUGCAGUUGUUGGUUCAGGGCGAAAAGCCCCGACAUAGUUUGGUUGAGGCAUUCAAGCUUGAGCCCGAUUCGAUACUGUUGGGUGCCGCCAGCUUCUGGGAGGGCAUUGAUGUUCCGGGCGAUGCACUGCGUUGCGUCAUAAUCGAUAAACUCCCAUUUGCCGCACCCGACGACCCGAUCACCAGGGGGCGCAAUGAGGCGUUAACCCGCCAGGGGAGAAAUCCGUUUCGAGAGGCACAAUUGCCGCAGGCUAUUCUUUCCUUGAAACAAGGCGCGGGACGGCUUAUUCGCGAUUUAGACGACGCUGGCUUGCUGGUUGUUGGCGACCCGAUCUGGCGCAAGCGUUGGCAUUUGCGGCACGGCUAG
Nerophis lumbriciformis (worm pipefish) is the source of this 2322-nucleotide messenger RNA. NCBI's taxonomy places the organism in Eukaryota, Metazoa, Chordata, Actinopteri, Syngnathiformes, Syngnathidae. The record is from RefSeq and is a predicted model, not a curated record.